AUGGAGAUGUGCAUGCGCUUUCUACCUUCGAACUCGGUUACCGAACACAAUGCCUCCGUCUGCGCGACGGUCACAAAGGCCCGUCGCGAGCCAAAGAGGGAGACCUCUGCUGCUCUCGAUUCCUCUCCCACACGUCCUGCGAAGCGCAGGAGGAAGGUCGAUGAACCGUCUUCCACAGCGGCGGUAAGCUCCAACGCCACAGCCGGGCCCUCGUCGGCACAUGUCCUCAUGCCGUCCACCGAUCCCGUCGAGGAGGAAGAAUCCGCGCUCGGCAACGCAAGCGAAGGAGACCAGCUCGUGUCCAGGGUCGUGCACUACCUCACUACGCCCAAGGACCAGCGCAUUCAGGCGAGCAAGGACCACUCCAACGCGAUCCACGAAGCGAACAAGGACGGGCUCGACGUCAACAUUGGCCGCGCCUCGAUCCUCCCGCGCCCAACCCCCACCGAAGAAGACGACGACUUUGUUCACAUCGACCUGGGCCCGAGCAAGACGGUCUCGCGCCAGCAUGCCAUGAUCGGCUUCGACACCAAGGAGGAGCAGUGGUUUUUCCGGGUCAAGGGCCGCAACGGCGCAAAAAUCAAUGGCGAGCCCAUGAAGUCGGGCACCUCGCGCGCCCUCGCCAGCGGCGAGCCCCUGCACAUACACGAAACCUACCUUCAGAGGGCAGGCAUCAGCCCCUCGGAGCUGCCCAGCCCCGCGCCAGCGCCCUUCAUCUCCACGACGCAACCGUCGGACGACCUGCCGUCUUCGGCUCCCUCGGCCUCCAAGGCCUCCCGGAGCAGCCAGAGCGGGCCUUCGCAGCAAAUCAUCGCGCCCGCCCCGCCCAAUUAUCGCCGCCCCGGGACCCCUCCCUCGGCGGCCCGCCGGCGCACGACCAUGGUCCAGAUGACUUCGCCGCAGGCCCCCGGCAGCGCGACGCCGUUUGGCAUGUCUCUCGAGAUUGACCUGUCCAAGGACGAUAACCGCCACAUCAAACCCCAGUUCAGCUACGCCCAGAUGAUUACCCAGUCUAUCCUGCACACGGACGACGGCAAACUGAACCUGAACGGCAUCUACAACUUUAUCAUGGACAACUACGCCUACUACAGGCAUCAGGAGCCCGCCGGUUGGCAGAACUCCAUUCGGCACAAUCUCUCACUGAACAAGGCCUUUGAAAAAGUACCCAGGUCUACUGACGAGCCGGGCAAGGGUAUGAAGUGGCAGAUUGUCAACGAGUACAAGGAUGAAAUGAUUCGCAACGCGUUCAAGGGCGGUCGCGGGGGCCACCGGGCCGGGGCCGAAGAGGCGGAGCCGCCCUACCCAGCGAUGGUAGCCCCUGCCACGGCCGCGAAAACCAGUGCCCAGCGCGGCGCCGACGAGCUCGACGUACCAACCGCAGUCGCCAACGCUAGCGUCAUCGUACCUCCAGGACGAGAAUGCUUCGUUUGUCACUCCCGCACCCCGCGGGUGCACCCCCGCCUCGCUCCGCCAUCGACAGCACCCCGGCCCAGCCAGCACAUGCCCACAAGCUCGCCCGCGCCAUUUUGGAAGUACGCCGACAUUGGGAGCACUCCCCUUCGCCCCGCGGCCCAGUUCGACGCCAGCCCGUCCCGGAGACUGGGUGGGGGUGGAGGCGGGGGCCUGUUACCGCACAGCAGUAGCCCGCCGGCGCGGCCGAUCAAGUCACCCGUUCUUAGCCCCUCGAAACCUCCACCGGAACCACCCUCGGAGAGCGGUGGAGGUGGUGUAGAUCUAGAGGAGGACCAGGGGUUCGAUUUGGCCAAGGGAUUCCAAAGCAUUGGGUCGUACCACGCACCCGUGAGCGAGGGCGUACCUAUCGCGAAGGCGCGGGAUGCCUUUUAA
Messenger RNA from Parascedosporium putredinis, 1845 nucleotides. The record is from the annotation of a GenBank genome assembly. Lineage: Eukaryota; Fungi; Ascomycota; Sordariomycetes; Microascales; Microascaceae.